Messenger RNA from Triticum dicoccoides, 1227 nucleotides. RefSeq lists its product as uncharacterized. NCBI's taxonomy places the organism in Eukaryota, Viridiplantae, Streptophyta, Magnoliopsida, Poales, Poaceae. The record is from RefSeq and is a predicted model, not a curated record. Gene Ontology annotation, biological process: meristem maintenance; meristem development. The transcript is spliced from 7 exons. Bases 1 to 1227 code for a protein of 408 amino acids.
AUGGUUUGGCUUCUCGACGAUGUCUACGACACGAAACACCGGGCCUACAUGAUGCGCGAGAAGGAGAUGAAUCUUGAACCUUUGAAGAUUCGGUAUCACGGGGUCUCUGGUCCUGCCAUGCCUUACGAUGAGCGGUACACACCAUACAUCAAGCAGGCAGGACUACUCCCGUGGAUUCAGUUGGCUGAGGCUGAUGUAGAGGAGGGAGAAGAGAAGAAGAAGAAGGAAAGGAAAGCAGCCGGAGCUGCUUUCACGUGGAUUCAAACUCACUUUGCGACGUGCCCUCCGGAUGCCACUGAUGAUGUGAUCCAGACACAUGCUCGUGUCUACAUGUGGUAUGUUGUGUCGAGGACUUUGUUUCCUGACUCCACUGGCAAGAACGCUCCAUGGAUGUGGCUGAAGGCGUUGACCGUCUUCGAUAGCAAAUGGAGCUGGGGUUCAGCGACUCUUGCCUACUUGUAUCGACAGCUGGACGAUGCGUGUUGCAGGAUCACGGGUAGUGCAGGCAUUGGUGGUAAUAUGCUUCUACUUUCUGUAUGGAGCUGGGAGCAUCUGCCUGUUGGACGCCCGAAGAGCGUCAGGUUUAAUCCUUGGUAUGAAGAUGAAGAUGACGAAUUACGGCGCCCCACCUGGGCUUACAAGUGGGAUGUGGUUUCUGAGAUGACGAACGAUGUCAAUCUCAUGUACCAGAAGUACGUUGCCGAGUUGGACACGAUUACGCCUGAGCAGCCUCACCCGCCAGAAUGGGUGGAUACGGACAAAGCACUUCAUAGUCCACUUGCUUUUGAUAACUACAUACGAUGGCUUCUUGAAAAUACCCGAGUUGAGAUAUGCCUGUCGGCAUAUAAUGAGGAUAUUCUUGAAGAACCCGUAAACUUUGAGGAUCUAUCAAAGGGGAAGUACAACAGAGAUGUCAGGGUAGGGCACAGAGUCCCUGCUGUUCCUGUGAUUAACUAUGUGCUUGAUGAUGACAUGACUUUGGCGGACGCUCAACUUCGGUCCCCAUAUGUGUUCAAGCCUAGGCAGCUCAGACGCCGGUACACGCCCAACGACUUUGACAACAGGGGCAACCCAAAGGUGGUCAUAGGGACCUUGCAGAUGGCUAGCUUGGAUCAUGAGGCGGAGGCGGAGGCGGAGGAGGAAGUGCAGGAAGAGGAUGCUCGUCCACCCAGGAAGAAGAAGAUUGCCUGCAGGCGUGGCACCAGGAACACACGCGGAAGGCAUUAG